Molecule: messenger RNA, 2652 nt
Organism: Sturnus vulgaris (Common starling)
Lineage: Eukaryota; Metazoa; Chordata; Aves; Passeriformes; Sturnidae
Source: RefSeq, a predicted model, not a curated record
AAGAGUGCAGAGCCUGGUUUGCUCAGAGCAGCUUCCCUCAUCGUCUGAACAAAAGGCCGGGGAGGGAAUGUUGGAGGAGAAGAGCUGGAAAGGCGUGGACGAGGCAGCUUUUGACAGGGGGUGUGUGGCUGCCCCCAGGAGCGGCGAUGGGGAGCGAUGCUGCCGCCUCCCCCUGCUGCUGGGCUCGGGGCUGCCCGGCGUCUCCCUGCUCUCUCUGGUGCUCAGCCUCCUGCUGUACUUUCGGACCUCCGACCUGCAGUCCCGCGUGUCCCACCUGGAAGCCGACAGACCCCAAACACAGCUCCCCGCCUGGCUCUCGGCGGACCAGAUGGAGACGGCUAUUUUGGGAAGAGUUGACCAACUGCUCAACGAGAAAUUAAAGUUCCACUUGCCAAGACAUCGGGAAGUUCGAGACACGCACCAGCGAUGCAACUGCCCGGCAGGUCCGCCUGGAGACAAAGGUGCCAUGGGAAUCCCUGGGCGGCCGGGACUAAAAGGGCAAUCUGGAGAGAAGGGUGCUCCAGGAGAAGCUGGCAUGUCUAUCAUCGGGCCCCGUGGUCCACCCGGCCAGCCUGGAACAAGAGGUUUUCCUGGAUUCCCGGGCCCUAUUGGCUUGGAUGGCAAACCGGGCCAUCCUGGACAGAAGGGAGAGAUGGGCGCUGCAGGUCCCAGGGGACAACCUGGGCCCCCAGGACAAAAAGGAGAGAAGGGUCAGUGCGCAGAGUACCCGCACAGGGAGUACCUAAGCACCACACUCGCAGCCCUGCGCUCUAACCAGAUCCUUACACUGAAGGGUGAACAAGGACAAGCAGGGAUCCAGGGCCCCCCGGGGCCCCCUGGUCCACCAGGGCCCGCUGGACCAGCCGGACCCGAAGGAAUCCCAGGGCGUCCUGGGCCAAUUGGACCCCCUGGCAGAGCGGGAGAGCCUGGAAAGCCUGGCAGAGAUGGAAAGGGCUUACCUGGGCCUCCUGGACCAAAGGGAGACACUGGGAUUCAGGGAUUCCCUGGCAGAAAGGGCGCUCCAGGGAUGGCCGCCGCAGGGAUGAAGGGCGAGCCUGGGACUCCAGGAGAAAAGGGUGAGAAGGGACGAGCUGGUGACCCUGGGCUUCCUGGACUCCCUGGCCCAAAGGGAGAGAAGGGAAUUGCUGAGAAUUCCUUGGUGGGAGUUAAAGGAGAACCUGGCCCUCCAGGUCUGCCAGGACCCCCUGGACCAAAGGGAGAAGCUGGUGACGUUGGUCAGCCUGGUGCUGCAGGAUCACAGGGAGAAAAGGGGGAACGUGGUUCACCAGGAGACCAGGGACCCAUGGGGCCCAGGGGCCCCAAGGGAGAGCCUGGCAAGGAUGAAAUGAUGGACUAUGAUGGGAACAUCAGUGAAGCUCUCCAGGAAAUACGAACUUUGGCCUUGAUGGGACCCCCAGGACGUCCAGGUGUGGCUGGACCUCCAGGGCCACCAGGACAGAAGGGUGAAAUUGGCUUGCCAGGUCCUCCAGGCCAUGAUGGAGAAAAGGGACCACGUGGCAAGCCUGGAGAAAUGGGCCCCCCUGGCCCUCACGGAUUGCCAGGAAAGGAUGGACCCCCUGGAAUAAAGGGAGAGCCAGGCAAUGUGGGGAUCAGAGGAGAAAAGGGCGACAAGGGAGAGCCAGGACAAGCAGGCUCACCGGGUCUAGAUGGCCCCACUGGAGAGAAAGGUGAACAAGGUGACCAAGGGAUUCCAGGACCAUCAGGAUUGCCAGGGCCCAUUGGACUUCCAGGACUGACAGGAGAGAAGGGUGAGCCUGGGGAGCGUGGAGACAAAGGAAAUCCAGGAGAAUCGAUAUCUGGGCCCCCCGGACCCCAAGGCCCUCCAGGACCUCCAGGUCCUCAGGGCGUUCCUGGACCCAAGGGGGAAGCAGGGAUUGAUGGAGUGAAAGGAGAGAAGGGUGCCCAGGGUGAAAAAGGAGACAGAGGGCCACUGGGAUUACCCGGUGCUUCAGGUUUAGACGGCAGGCCUGGACCACCGGGUAUUCCAGGACCAAUUGGGGUUUCAGGACCAGCAGGACCAAAAGGAGAAAGGGGCAGUAAAGGAGAUCCUGGAGUUGCAGGACCAAUGGGGCCAGCAGGGCUUCCUGGUUUACAAGGUCUACCUGGUGACAAGGGAGUCCGGGUAAGUUACCAGGCAAACUGUUUGUUUUAAUUUCUAACACGUGUACACACUGGCAGCCUAGCAUGUGUUUGUGUGCCAGACCCUCAUCCAAGUAACUUUGCACACCUCUGUUUUAGGAGGUGAUACCCACAGCUCGUUCCGUCACCUGGAACAUUGUGCUACAUCUCUCUGAAGGUUGUAGGAGGGAUUUUGUGGUCAUUGUGGUCACACCUCUGUUCUAACUGAAGCACAGGACUUGAGUUAGGCCAACAUGGUGUGCUUUAGAAAAUCCUGUUUAUCUAGUUACUGAUGUGUGUAGGGAUUCCUGGGAGAAUUGGCUGAGGUGCAGCCAGCAAAUCUUAUUUCAGUACUUCUAAAUUGUCCCUGAAGCAUGAAAAAGAAGGUUGUCUUCUAGCAAACAAUCCUGCAGAGAAUUCGAAAGACGGAAAUUUGAAAAAGAUAAAUUAAAUUUGCCUGUCUUUGAAGAAUCAGGCCUGAAGUCUCCUCAGGCAUUGUCCUGAAUGGAUGUG